Eutrema salsugineum is the source of this 2127-nucleotide messenger RNA. Its product is annotated as putative pectinesterase/pectinesterase inhibitor 43. The transcript is spliced from 4 exons. The coding region runs from base 1 to 2088 and encodes 695 amino acids. Lineage: Eukaryota; Viridiplantae; Streptophyta; Magnoliopsida; Brassicales; Brassicaceae. Gene Ontology annotation, molecular function: pectinesterase activity; pectinesterase inhibitor activity. Gene Ontology annotation, biological process: cell wall modification. The record is from RefSeq and is a predicted model, not a curated record.
AUGUGGAAUGAAUGGAACGAUUCAAGCAAGAUGAAAACAUAUGCCUUGGUGGGCGUCACAUCCCUCUUGAUGGCAAUGGCCGUGUGCGCAAAGGCCGAUUAUAACUACACCAUCCCGAUUCGAAAAACCGCAGAAAUCCACCGUGAAAGCAAGCUUGUGAUAACAAAGACGGCAGUGAACAUAAUAUGUUCCUCCACAGAUUACAAACAAGAUUGCGCAUCGAGUCUCGGGACUGUGAGGUCCCCGGAUCCUCGGAACCUGAUUCGAUCUGCUUUUGAUCUAGCAAUCAUAUCGAUCCGGAGUGGAAUCAACAGGGGAAUGAUUGACUUGAAGGGCAGAGCGGACAAGGAUAUGCACAUGAGGGAGGCACUUAAUAGUUGCCGAGAGCUUAUGGAUGAUGCCAUUGACGAUCUUCGAAAAACGAGGGAUAAGUUUGGAGUGUUUUUGUUCACUAGAUUCUCAGACUUUGUUGAGGAUCUUUUGGUGUGGCUUAGCGGUUCGAUCACGUUUCAACAAACGUGCAUUGAUGGAUUUGAAGGGAUUGAUAGCGAAGCUGCAGUAAUUAUGGAGAGGGUCAUGAGGAAAGGGCAGAUUCUCACCAGCAAUGGAUUAGCGAUCGCAUCUAAUCUCGAUGGUUUAUUGAAGAGUUUCCGUAUACCAAUCCUUACGGUACGUAAGACGGAUCACAGACUCGGCAUUUUUGGUUCGGGUUCUUCACAAGAACAGCCUAUGGAUUCUUCGGAAGAUCUUCCUCAAAAAGGAGAUUCUUCCCAGAGCUCUCCUAAAAACAUGGACUCUUCCCAAAAUCAACCCUUGGAUUCAUCCGAGAAUCAACAGUUGGAUUCUUCCAAGGAUCCUCCUCAAAAAUUGAAUCCUUCCGAGAAUCGGCAGUCAGGUGGUGUUUCCGAGAAUCAGCAGCCGAAUCUUUCUGAGAAUCGACCGUUGGAUUCUCCUGAGAAUCAACCAUCAGAUUCUUCCAAUAAUCGACCUCUGGAUCCUCUUAGAAAAUUAAAUCCUCUAAGAAAACUUGAUCCUCUUGCAAAAAUGGAUUCUUUAAAGGAUCGACACUUAUCAGAGGGCGGAGAGUUCCCAAGGUGGGUAACAUCCCAUUCGCGGAGGCUGCUUGCAGCCCCCGCGAAAAGAAUCAACGCGAACGUAGUGGUGGCAAAGGACGGGAGUGGUAAGUGCAAGACAAUCGCACAAGCAUUGGCAAUGGUACCAAUGAGAAACACAAGGAAGUUCGUGAUUCAUAUAAAACAAGGUGUUUACAAGGAAACAGUAGAGGUAACAAAGAAAAUGGCUAACGUCGUGUUCGUCGGAGAUGGACCAACAAAGACCAUUAUCACCGGAGACAUCGCCUUCUUGCCUAACCGCGUCGGCACCUACCGCACUGCCACCGUCGCGGUGAACGGUGACUAUUUCAUGGCAAAGGACAUAGGGUUCGAAAAUACGGCCGGAGCCGCACGUCAUCAAGCCGUCGCACUACGAGUUUCGGCUGAUUUCGCUGUCUUUUUCAACUGUCAUAUGAAUGGUUACCAAGACACACUUUACGUCCACACCCACCGUCAGUUCUACCGUGACUGCCGCAUCUCAGGGACCAUCGAUUUCGUCUUUGGUGAUGCCAAAGCUGUCUUCCAAAACUGUGAAUUCGUCAUCCGCCGUCCAAUGGAUAACCAGCAGUGCAUCGUUACGGCCCAAGGACGUAAAGACCGGCGUGAGACGACCGGGAUCGUUAUCCACAAUAGCCGUAUAACCGGUGAUGCAACAUACCUUCCCGUCAAAGCCAAGAAUAGAGCGUUUUUGGGACGACCAUGGAAGGAGUACUCGAGGACAAUAAUAAUGAACACAGAGAUAGAUGAUGUAAUAGACCCGGAAGGGUGGUUGAAGUGGAACGAGACGUUUGCACUCAACACGUUGUUCUACUCUGAGUAUCGCAACAGAGGUCGUGGUUCGGGUCAGGCCCGUCGGGUCAGGUGGAGAGGUAUCCGACGAAUGUCCGAUAGAGACGCUAAGGAGUUCUCUCCCGGGAACUUCUUACGUGGCAACGCGUGGAUCCCACAGACGCGCGUGCCAUACAAUGCAAAUUGAAAGCCUAUCUCUUUAUCGUCGCGUUCUUUUUUUUUUUUU